Molecule: messenger RNA, 2187 nt
Organism: Trypanosoma theileri
Lineage: Eukaryota; Euglenozoa; Kinetoplastea; Trypanosomatida; Trypanosomatidae
Product: putative acyl-CoA oxidase
Exons: 1
Coding region: 1-2187 (728 amino acids)
Biological process (GO): fatty acid beta-oxidation using acyl-CoA oxidase; lipid homeostasis
Cellular component (GO): peroxisome
Molecular function (GO): FAD binding; acyl-CoA oxidase activity; fatty acid binding
Source: RefSeq, a predicted model, not a curated record
AUGACUUUUGGAGUGAUUCUUCAUAGUGUUUCACGAUCUAUCGUGCGUCGCUUUCCCCAUAGUAACGUAAUCUUUACCAGUUAUGGUACUGCUAUUGUAAGGGGUUUACGAUGUCGACAAUUUCAUCGAUCUCUUCCUCUUCAGAUAGAGCUGAAUCCAUCAAAACCACUCUACAGCAUGGAACACGCAUUUGAAGAACCAACAUUUCGUUUUAUUUGUGAAGGUUUGGAUAUAGAUUAUAAAGAAGAGGUUCGAGCUGCUCUCUUGGAAGUGAUGGCCCCAAGACCUUCAUGUUUUGUUUACCGCUCUGAUGAAUCAUGGGUAAAGGAUAACACUUCAAAUCACACAGUUCAACUUCUUCGAUCUCUUGCCAAAAAACGAUUACUUUCAUUUGCGCAAGUGAAAUCUACUCCUCAGCUUUUUUCUGCUUUCUUUGAAACCGUGGCCAUGUGCAAUACUGCACUGGCUCUUGUUGCUGCAGAUCAUUUUACAUUUGCUGCAAUGAUAGCAAUUCAUGGAACCAAAGAAAUACAAGAAAAAGUGCUAGAUGGUAUCGAUAAUUGUAGUAUUAUUGGUUCUAUUGCACAUAGAGAGCUUAUUGCAGAAGGGGUACCACUAAAUACAGAAGCACGUUAUGACCAGAAAGAAAAUUGUUUUAUUUUAAGAGGAACAGGAAAAUUUGCAGUGGUUUCAGCAACUGGCGCAGAUUGGGUUAUUGUUACAGCAACUCUUACUCUUAACAAACAAGACAACCACGGUCCUCAAGUAUUUGUAGUGAAUCUAAGGGAGAAAGGUAUUUUAAGGAAAGGUGUGAGUAUUAGACCUAUACAGGGGGAACACCCAACAAUGAGUGCGAGUGGAGUUGGUGUUAUUCACUUUGACAACAUUCAUCUACCCGUUACUUCGAUGUUACUUCCAUCUCAAAUAGUAAAUGGAAAAUUUUCAACAAUAGGGGAUGUUAAUACUCUAACAUCAAUUCAGGCAUUAACAUUACAAAUGCGAUUAGCUACUUCGGCAAUUUAUGCUGGUACACUUAAGAAGUUAUUAACAAAUGUUGUUCAUUUUAUUGCACAAAAAUAUAUUGUGGGUCCAGAUGGACAACGUAAUUAUCCAUUUUUUGGUGUACAACAUGUACAAACACCUCUAGUAAAAAUAUUGGUUAAAUCCUAUGUUUAUUUAACAAAUUGGAGACGAAUACUACCAUCAUUUACAAAUUUAAAAAUGAAACAACCAAAAUAUGAAGAUGAAAUGAUAUUAGCAGGAACUAUUCACUUCUUACAAGAAAGUCUUUUAGAGUUACACUGGUUUGCAGAUAGUUUUAUGGGAGUUCAUGCAUCUCUAGGAAGUACGGGAAAUAGUGAAAGUAUUGCAGUAGUACAUUUACGUCAAGAAGGAGUAGAUCAGUCAUCACUAAUACGUGAAGUUGCAUUUAGAUCUGUUACAAAAAAUAUUGGUACCAGUCACUGGGGAUGGUGGCUUUCAAACAUAUUAGAACCAUUUAAUUCAGUUGACAGGUUUGUCAAGAAUCCUUUUUACUCUCCCCGAGUUGCAGAUCUUGGGAGACAUUUAAUGUUCUUUAGUCACAAACAUUAUCGAGCUAAAAAGCAGUUACGACAGUCACGUGAGAUUGAACGUCGAAAAGGUGGAUCAGAGCAUCAGUGGUAUGAUUGGGUGAUGUUUAGACACCAAGAGGUACUUCACUGUGGUGAGGCAUACAUGGAAAUGCACUCUAUGGAGAUUAUGAUGGAUGAAACUCAAGCAUGUACUGACCCGAGAGGAAGAAAAAUAUUGAGAGAUAUUGGGUGGAUUUUUGCGCUUGCGCGACAACAAGAUCGCUUGGAUUAUAUUUUGGCACAUCAGAUGAUAACUCCUGGGAAGUCUUUCAUUCUAGGAUCUCACAUUGAUAAUCUCGUUACGGUUUUGGCACCACAGUGUGUGAAUCUUGUGGAUGCUUUUCAGGUUCCAGAGGAGUUCCGUGCCCCCUGCGCGGCUAACGAUAUGGAACCCUACUGGACUAUACCAGGAACAAAUACUGGUAUUCAACGUGGGGAUAAGGUGAUACCACGUCAAGAAAAGAAAUCUGCGGGAGAAAGUAAAACUGAACAAGAGAAAAUGCAGGAAUCCGAUGAAGACUUUGAUCUUUUUCAUGGAUUAGCAGAUGAACCUUCAUUUGCCCAAAAGAGAUGA